GUGGAGGGGGAAGGAGUGACGUCACUGAGAAGACUUGGCUUUGUCCUCCCACACGCCUGAACCUUUGCUACAAUUACCGCUAUUUUCUCCACACCGCGUCCCCUGCUUGUAAUAUGAGUAAUGCAGCCACCCACAAUGGCGUAGGUCUGGAGCAGCGGUUCGCUGGUCUGGGCUUGGAGAGCCGUGAUCACAUCGGGUCGCGCCCCGGCGGUCGGGGUGGCCGAGGAGGGGGACGCUACAUACCCCCACACCUGCGUAAUCGUCUUGAAGACACUCCCCCACCACCUCCACCAGAUUGCCCCGAUAGGAAUAGUAGGGAGUGGUAUGGGCCGAGGGGAUCCCAGGGUGGCGGCGGCGGCGGUGGCUGGGACAGAGAUCCAUAUGGCAGUAGUGGACAGAAGAAUGGUCCUUUGGGGACUUCCACUUUCCAGCGACGGGACAACAGGUCAGGUGCCGGUGGUGGGUUCCGUGGUGGUGACAAUCGAGGCUACAGGGACAGAGAUGACCGCUGGGGGGGUGGUCGGGAUGGACGCAGCGGCGGGUUUGACGAGCGCUUCCGUGAAGGUGGGGGUAUGAAUGGCCCUCCACCACGCAACAACCGCUGGGUGGAGGACGAGAGGGACCGUUCAUCAGGGGGGGGAGGUGCGCGCUGGCAGGACAGAGUGGGUGACCGAGAUGAUUGGACUCAACCCCUGCCAAGGAAUGAAGUGCUGGAGGCUGAGCUGUUCUCCUCCUCAACCAAUGGAGGCACUAGUGUGCAGUCAAACAGUGGCAUCAACUUCGACAAGUAUGAUGACAUCCCAGUGGAGGCAACCGGCGACGAUGUGCCCACCUCCAUCAACACCUUUGCUGACAUCAAGCUUACUGAAAUUAUACGUAUGAAUAUCACCCUUGCCCGUUAUGAGAGGCCCACCCCUGUGCAGAAAUAUGCCAUCCCCUUCAUCCUGGGCAAGAGGGACCUCAUGGCCUGCGCUCAGACUGGCUCGGGCAAGACAGCGGCCUUCCUGGUGCCCAUCCUCAACCAGAUCUAUGAACACGGCCCUGUGCAGGUGAAGAACAAUAACCCUCGUGGCCGCAGCAAGCAGUACCCCUUGGCGCUGGUCCUGGCCCCGACCCGCGAGCUGGCCACACAGAUCUAUGAUGAAUCACGCAAGUUCUCAUACAGGGCUCGUGUGCGUCCGUGUGUGGUGUAUGGCGGCGCUGAUGUGGUGGCACAGAUGCGUGACCUGGCCAGGGGAUGCCAUCUGCUCGUGGCCACCCCUGGCAGGUUGGCCGACAUGAUUGACCGUGGCAAGAUUGGUCUGGACUGCUGCAAGUACUUGGUGCUGGACGAAGCCGAUCGCAUGUUGGAUAUGGGUUUUGAGCCUCAGAUUCGCCGCAUUGUUGAGGAAGACAACAUGCCACCCACCGGCCAGCGACAGACUCUCAUGUUCUCCGCCACCUUCCCUAAAGAGAUUCAGCGUCUGGCCCAGGACUUCUUGGACAACUACAUCUUCUUGGCUGUAGGUCGUGUAGGCUCCACCUCUGAGAACAUCACCCAGAAGAUUGUGUGGGUGGCAGAGGAGGACAAACGCUCCUUCUUGCUGGACAUCCUCAACGCAGCAGGAUUGGACCGUCUCAAUGAAGCCACCAAGGUGGAGUCCCUGACGCUGGUGUUUGUGGAGACCAAGAAGGGCGCUGACGCACUGGAAGAGUUCCUGUAUCGCCACGGCUACCCGGUGACCAGCAUCCAUGGCGACCGCAGCCAGCGUGAGAGGGAGGACGCUCUCAGGGUGUUCCGCAGUGGCCAGUGUCCCAUCCUCGUUGCCACUGCUGUGGCUGCUCGAGGGCUGGACAUCCCACAUGUUAGGCACGUCAUCAACUUUGACUUGCCCUCGGACAUUGAGGAAUAUGUCCACCGGAUUGGUCGUACUGGUCGUAUGGGGAACCUUGGCCUGGCCACGAGCUUCUUCAACGACAAGAACCGCAACAUGGUGCGUGACUUGGUGGAGUUGCUUCAGGAGGCCAAGCAGGAACUCCCCAAGUGGCUGGAGGUCAUUGCCUCCGAGACACGCUGGGGAGGUGGUGGCGGCGGCGGUCGGGGACGCAGUGGAGGUGGAAAGCGGUUUGGUGGAGGCUUUGGGUCCAGGGAUUACCGGCAGGUGGACCGCAACAAGUCAUCCCAUACCGGUGGUUCAUCUCGGCCUGGGUUCAGCAACUUCGGGGGAGUUGUGUUUGCAGCGCCGCCACACUUCAACCACUACGGAGGCUACAGUGGCUUCAGUGGUGGUGGCAGCAGCAGCGGCAGCUACAACAGCUACAACAACUCUGGGGCCUCGGGGACAGACUGGUGGGGCAACUGAGCGGCGGCGGCGGCAGCCCUGCCCGCCGCAGCGCCGUGCCACCUUGUGCCACACUUGUUACGCCUGGGCCCUAUCAUUAGUGGAAGUGCAGUGUUUGCUUUUCUUUAGUUUAGGAGGACGGUGUUUGUCCUCUCUAGUUGUAAGGCAGGACAGUUUCUGAGUUCUUGGAAGUUUUGUUGGCGGCUGCGGGACAGCUUUGUCUCCAGGAGGCUGCCUCCAGCUGGGAUUCUUUUAAAAGAGUUUAAAAAAAACUGUGUGUGUGUGUGUGUGAGCGAGUUAGAGGAUUACUGUCUACAGAAGGAAUACUCCAAGAGUCGUGUAUUGCUUCAUACUUAUCCCCCCAGCAACAAGUGACCACAACGUGGCAUAAGGUUUCAGCAGCAGUCAAACUUUGCUAAGUGUUCCCCUCCCCCCCACCCCCACCGCCGAGUCCUGGCGCCAGCGACACUCUCCCUCUUCCCGGCGGCCAGGCCUCGGACGCCACCACUGUCUAGGUGUUUUGCUGCCUGACUCUCUGCAUUGCCCAACAAAUAUUGACCCUCUAGGAAACUUGAAUGUUUACUAGGCAUUUUUUGUGUGAUCACCACAAGGGGCCGCAGAGAGAGGGUUCGUCCACGGAGACGCACUUCCUCUCUCGGCUGCGGCCGCGCGUAGCACCGAGUAGGCACACCGUUGUCGCGAUGCAGGAACAGGCUUGUCCGAACCCCACCCCACUCCACCCUCUAAGGUUGGACUGCUGUUAACUUUUUGAGUGCGAGGAAGGGCGGCCACCAGGCGCCCUGUGCCGCCUCCUCGCCAAGGUAUUAUAAUUAUAGAAUUGUGUAGCAUGGCUUUUGGGAAGUUUAUUGAUCAUUUGAUAUUUUGCCGUCCCUUUUGAUUGUAGUGUGAAGAAGAACUUGCCUCCGAGUAGCAGCGGCUGCUCGCGAUUCACGUUACCGCCGCCCUGAGGAAGGGAGGCCCCCGCACUGCGCUGCGUGCGUGUGUGCGUGCGCGUGUUCUCUCGAGAACGGGUUGAAUCUGUGGAGGCUCGAUACGGAGAUGUGUCUUUGUCUCUCCUUCUGGACUCUGAACAACACCAGGUAUAUUUAUGAGUUUUUUUCUUUGUUUUUCCUCCGAUACGUCUACAUUUGGUUUGGUUGGACUUGGGUGCUGGUGACAGCAUCCUCUACACAGUAGUAGCGGCCGACCGCCGCGACACGUGGCCACAGCAUCACUCAAGCCUGGUCUCCUGAAGGUGGUGGCUGGCAUGUUGCAGUAAUGAUCCAUCCCUGAGUCAUACAAAUAACCUGACUUAUCUCAGGGCAUAGGCCUAUCCAGUGUUCGACAAACGUGUUCCCGUCCGGCGCGGAGGCUGGGCGGGGAGGCAGCGCCGCGACUCCCGGCGGGGUCGGCCCUGCUGCGGCGCACUGCAGCCCGCAGCCUUCCUAGAUGUAAGUGGAGUGGCCCGGACCCACUUUGGCGAACACUGCCAUUAUUACUGUGAUACUGUGCGAUGCCCGCGAGGGGCAGGACGCGGGGCGCGGGGCCAGGUUUGGGUUGUGGCAGAGAACGCCCCCGGCAGAGGGCUGCCAGCUCUUCCCUGGCAUGAACUAGCAGGGUUGCAGCAACUUUGAUGAUAGUGAGACAGAGGUACAGCCCACAUUCCACUUUUAUCAUAAUCCUCCACAAAGUGUUUAUAUAGUUAUACUUGUAAUCUCAGUCAUAGCCUGAGCAUUGCCAAAGAUUGUUAGUUUGUAUGUUCAUGUACAAAUGUUGUCUUUAUUUAGUAAUUCAUAUUUGUUAUUGUAGAUGCUGACAUAAGCCACCAGGUUUAUGCUCACCUCAGACUGACUCUAGUCGGUGAUGGAGCGCGUUCCUCAAGUUCACCAAGGCAGGAGUGCCGUGCGGCUCCAGAAUUUGGCUCCCCGUUCCCCGUGAACAAAACGUCUGCCCGCAGAUCUGAUGGUUUGGGCAUUUCUCACCUAGCUAUAUCUCAUCAGCUCCCCGUCACUUGUUGGUGCUAACGUUAUGCUGUCCGGGAGCCGCGAUCAGGUACAAAGUUUAUAGCACAAUAAUCUGUCACAGAGAGAGAGGGAGAUGUUCUGUGUUCUAAAUGGUAAAGUCAGCCUGCGUUUUACUGAAGGGCCGGUCCCGUGGCCUGGUGCCCGGGGCUGGCUGGCCGCUCUCUGUCCGCGCUCUUGAAACGAUUAAAUUGUGCAAAAUUCACAGUUUGGCGGUACAAUACUUCCUAGUAAUGUACAGAUCGUGCGUUUUAUGUACUGGCUUGUGUGGGUUUUUCUCAUUGAGAGUUUAGAGUUUUUCAUAUUACCAGUAGUGAGCGAGCCACCGCGUGACGCUGGAGCCUCGGGCCUCAGUGCCCCGCCCGUCACACUACAGCACGUGGAGAUGCACUGGCAACCCACCCGGGGUUGUGGGGCCGCCGCCUGCUCCGCCCGCCAUCCCGCCCCACCUGCCAAGGGGGACGGGGUGGCGGCGUUGGGGUCAAGGGGCCCCCGGGAUCAACUUUCCAGCAAGGAAGAGCAACGUCAUCUUCCCGGCCCCGCCAGAGCUCCGGCGAGCUCUUCGGGGAGGUCAGGAAGGGGUCCUCACAUUUCCCAUGGAAAGAAAGUGUACCUAAUAUUGGGGAAAUAUUCGGGGGGGUCUCUGCGCCAUAUAUUGUGUAGAUAAAAUGUACUGUCUUUUUAUACAAGAUUGCAAGCUAUUUUUUAUUUCUCUCAUUUCUAGAGAUUUAAGGAGAGAUCUCAAGUUUAAUAUAGGGAUGGCAAAUUGAAAAGUCUACUAUUAUUAUAUUCACUCUGGCAUUUAGAACAGUUAUAAACUAGAUGAUGUAACCAAGCUUUCUUAAAACAAUAAAAAUAGUAAAACAACAAA
Messenger RNA from Portunus trituberculatus (swimming crab), 5213 nucleotides. It is a transcript of the gene bel, whose product is annotated as ATP-dependent RNA helicase DDX3X-like. Gene Ontology annotation, cellular component: P granule; nucleus. Gene Ontology annotation, biological process: cell differentiation; gamete generation. The transcript is spliced from 15 exons. NCBI's taxonomy places the organism in Eukaryota, Metazoa, Arthropoda, Malacostraca, Decapoda, Portunidae. The record is from RefSeq and is a predicted model, not a curated record. Bases 114 to 2342 code for a protein of 742 amino acids. Gene Ontology annotation, molecular function: RNA helicase activity; ATP binding; RNA binding.